Molecule: messenger RNA, 1068 nt
Organism: Caenorhabditis remanei
Lineage: Eukaryota; Metazoa; Nematoda; Chromadorea; Rhabditida; Rhabditidae
Exons: 6
Coding region: 1-1068 (355 amino acids)
Source: RefSeq, a predicted model, not a curated record
AUGUUGGAGGAUCUCUUGUACGAAAUACUUCCAGUUGUGGGGUUUGCAAUGGUUGCUUGCACUGUUUUCAUCCUGAUUGUUAUGAGAAAAAACACAAACGAUACACUGAUUUUCUGUCUUUUCUUUGCCAUUGCAGAUCUCUUCUCCGGGAUCGGAACGUUAAUUGAUGGUUUUUAUGGAGUCAUCGUUACAAUUUAUGGUAGUACUGUAGAGACAAUAACUCCAUUUGAUUGUCUGACUCGUGCAGUGAACAUUCCAAUAUUUUUAAUAACUGAUUAUCUCCACCUUCUUCUACUUGCCGCUUAUGCUGUGGAUCGGUUGAUUCAGAUUGUUUUUCCCGUUUCAUAUGGGAAAAUAUAUCCGUAUUUUCUCAACUGGAAACUCUUCAUCGUUCUUUGUUUUGCUUCUGCUGGUCUCUCAGUUCCAGGAUUAGCCUACCCGAUUGAGUCUCGAUUCAACACCUCAAUUCGAGUAAUGAGCCAGUGCAGAUUUGAUGAAGUUGUUGGAGAAGAAUUCUAUUUGAGACAUAUUCUGACAAUCCAAUGGGGUCCAAUUGUGUGUAUUGGAGCACUUUCACUCAAUAUUAUUCUCUAUUGUAUUCGCCAGUCAAAACAUAAAUGGAGUUAUAACUGGUCGGAACAAACUGGAACUACUAAACAGCUGUUUGGGACCAUUUUCAUUCGUUCUUUUCUAUCUUGUAUCUCAUUACAUGUUCCACUUCUUUUGAUUGCUCGAACAACCGAAGGACACGAAUUGAUAUCAAUCAAAGACCAUAUAAUCCGAGUUUCAUAUUGGAUUGUUGUUAUUAUCUUCCAACCUCUCUGGCAUAUUUUGAUACUUUCCUCUUUCCAAGCAAAUGUAUUCUCUCUUUUCAAUCGAUAUUCUGAGAAUACGGAAAGGAAAUGGCAGAGUGCAAAUGAUCCACCAGAAGACGGCCCAUCUCAUUUCGACAGACAUGGUUCUCCGAAUCCAUUUGGUUCCUGGUAUUCAAUGACUGGAAACGUUACUGGAGAAGCCGGAGUUCCAGUUGGGAAUGAACGAUCUGUUAGUUUCUACUAUCAGGAUUAA